This is a messenger RNA of Meyerozyma guilliermondii ATCC 6260, 1461 nucleotides long. It is a transcript of the gene OLE1, whose product is annotated as stearoyl-CoA 9-desaturase. The transcript has a single exon. Gene Ontology annotation, biological process: unsaturated fatty acid biosynthetic process. Gene Ontology annotation, molecular function: stearoyl-CoA 9-desaturase activity; heme binding; iron ion binding. Gene Ontology annotation, cellular component: endoplasmic reticulum membrane. The record is from RefSeq and is a predicted model, not a curated record. The coding region runs from base 1 to 1461 and encodes 486 amino acids. Lineage: Eukaryota; Fungi; Ascomycota; Pichiomycetes; Serinales; Debaryomycetaceae.
AUGUCGGAAAGUGUUGAUUCUGUAGACAUCACCAAAUUGAACGCUUUGGCUGCUGGCACCAACCGCAAGACCCCGAGAAUUGUGGCGGCAGGUGUGGGUGGUCGUUUGAUGGGAACAAAGUCUCUUGUCAAUGUUACUGCUGACCAAAUCACGGAAGACUCAAUGAAACAGAUGACUUUGGCAGAGAAGGAUGAGGCCGAACGUCAGAAAUAUACUCGGGAAACCCAUAUUUCCGAUCAACCAUGGACAUUUAGUAACUGGUACCAACAUAUUAAUUGGUUGAACUUGAUGUUGGUUGUUGUAUUUCCACUCUAUGGAAUGUGGGAAGCAACUAAACAUCCUCUUCAAUGGAAAACGGCCCUUCUUGGGUUUAUAUUGUAUUUGGCGCUGGGACUUUCAAUUACUGCUGGUUACCAUCGUUUAUUUUCUCACACAGCCUACCUGGCUUCAACUCCUGUGAGGUUAUUUUAUGCCAUUGUUGGUGCUGGUGCCAUUCAAGGCUCGAUCAAAUGGUGGGCUCACUCUCACAGAGUUCACCAUCGUUAUACAGACACUCCAAGAGACCCCUAUGAUGCUCGUCAAGGAUUGUGGUACUCGCACAUGGGAUGGAUGUUGGUUAAGGCCAAUCCAAAGAACCGUGCACGUGCUGACAUUUCCGAUUUGACUUCUGACUGGGUAGUUAGAUUUCAACAUCGUCACUACCUUACUUUGAUGCUUUUGAUGUCACUUGUAUUGCCCACUAUCAUUGCUGGUGUUUUCUGGGGUGACUGGUGGGGAGGGUUCAUUUAUGGAGGAAUCUUCAAAUCGUUUGUUAUUCAACAAGCUACCUUCUGUGUCAACUCAUUGGCCCAUUGGAUCGGCUCUCAACCAUUCGAUGACCGCAGAACCCCUCGUGACCACGUCAUUACCGCUUUGGCUACUUUUGGUGAAGGUUACCACAAUUUCCACCACGAGUUUCCCUCGGACUACAGAAACGCAUUGAAAUGGUACCAAUACGACCCAACCAAGAUGGUGAUUUGGGGAUUGUCUAAGAUUGGUAUGGCUUGGAACUUGAAGACUUUUAGUCAAAAUGCCAUCGAACAAGGUUUACUCCAGCAACAAGAAAAGAAGUUGGAGCAAAUGCGCCAGAAAUUGAGAUGGGGUGAACAAGUGGAUGCUCUCCCAGUGAUGGAACGCGAAGAGUUUAAUGAGAGAUCCAAGAAAGACGGACUUAUCUUGAUUGCUGGUAUUGUUCACGACUGUAAAUCUUUUAUCAAGGAACAUCCUGGAGGUCAAGCCCUCAUCAGAGCAUCGUUGGGUAAGGAUGCUACCAAGGCUUUCAACGGAGCUGUAUAUAGACACUCAAAUGCUGCACACAACAUGUUGGCAGGAAUGAGAAUUGCAGUGUUGCGUGAUAGUGAUGUCAGCUCCAACACAUUCCAACUUCAACAGGAAUACUUGGAAAAGGAAAAGGUUAACUAG